Molecule: messenger RNA, 909 nt
Organism: Lineus longissimus
Lineage: Eukaryota; Metazoa; Nemertea; Pilidiophora; Heteronemertea; Lineidae
Product: MFS-type transporter SLC18B1-like
Exons: 9
Coding region: 1-909 (302 amino acids)
Biological process (GO): transmembrane transport
Molecular function (GO): transmembrane transporter activity
Source: RefSeq, a predicted model, not a curated record
AUGGUCGGACCCGCUUUAGGGGGUGCUUUAUACCAGGCUGGUGGUUUCAUGGUCCCCUUUUUCGUGGUAGGGGUGUGUAUUUUAAUUAGUGCUUUUCCUCCCAUGUGUUUGAUUCCGAAACAAUUAAAACCUGCAGAUCAAGUACUGGAAAAGUCGCCGUCGAUAUGGCGCUUACUGACGAGGCCAGCCAUUCUUAUGUCCUGCCUGUCUUUGGCGUUGGCGUCGCUUAUCUUAAACUUUCAGAAUCCUGUCCUGGGGAAGCACCUCGAACAGUUCCACCUCGGCACGGCGCUUCAGGGUCUCGUCUUCAUCAUUGCCCCUAGUUCUUUCACAAUAGCUGCACCGCUCAUUGGAAUUGUUAUAGAUAAGUGGAAAUGCGGGAGGACCUGUACUGUGGUCGGAACCUUUGUUAUAUCGGCGUUGUAUCUUAUACUGGGCCCCUGUCCCAUAUUCCACAUGCAACCAGAGUUAUGGAUGUCGGCAGUGCCUCUUCUUACCAUGGGGUUGGCGUUCGCCUCUACCAUUAUUCCUGGUUUCACACUGAUACUGGAGGAUGCAAUAAAAGUAGGUUUCCCCGACUCAAUGGGAACGAAGGGUGUAGUCUCUGGAAUAGUUUUGUUUUCAUUCAACUUUGGCGCAUUUGUUGGGCCGAUGAGUGCAGGAGAUCUGGUUGAUGCUGUGGGGUACGCCUGGGCAUGUUCCGUCGUCUCCCUGGUAGCAUUUGUAGUUGCGAUUACUAUUAGCAUAACGUAUGCCGUUUUGCAUUAUCAACAACGCUCCCUUUCGGAGACGGAAACACCUUUUCUCGCGGACGACAAGAAUGACAAACUGAAUGAAUCGAGUCACAUAUUGAUGAGAAAGAUCCCAACGUAUUCAUCGCAUUCUAGUGAUAAGCUGUUAUCCGAUUAG